Molecule: messenger RNA, 658 nt
Organism: Pocillopora damicornis (cauliflower coral)
Lineage: Eukaryota; Metazoa; Cnidaria; Anthozoa; Scleractinia; Pocilloporidae
Product: large ribosomal subunit protein uL22
Biological process (GO): cytoplasmic translation
Cellular component (GO): cytosolic large ribosomal subunit; ribosome
Molecular function (GO): structural constituent of ribosome
Source: RefSeq, a predicted model, not a curated record
UGGGUAUAUGUCCUCUUUCAGCCUUCCUCUUCGAAGGUAAAGGUUACUCAAGAUGACUCGUUACGCUUCUGAUCCUGAGAAUCCAACCAAGUCUUGUAAAGCACGGGGUUCUAACCUCCGUGUGCACUUCAAGAACACACACGAGACGGCUGUGGCCAUCAAGGGCAUGCACAUACGUAAGGCAAACAGAUAUCUCAAAGAUGUUAUUGCUAAAAAGCAGAUCAUUCCCUUCCGAAGAUUCAAUGGUGGCGUGGGACGUAAAGCUCAGGCCAAGAACUUGAAGUCUCCAGGAUCCCAGGGCCGGUGGCCAAAGAAGAGUGCAGAGAUCCUGCUUCAGCUCCUCAAAAAUGCUGAGAGCAAUGCUGAGUUUAAAGGACUGGAUGUAGACUCGUUGGUGGUUGAGCACAUACAAGUCAAUGCUGCUCCCAAGAUGAGGAGGAGAACCUACAGAGCCCAUGGACGUAUCAAUCCCUACAUGAGCUCCCCAUGCCACAUAGAGAUGAUCCUUGCUGAACGUGAGCAAGUUGUUCCUCGUGGUGAGGAUGAGGUAGAGGUAAAGAAGGUAUCCAAGAAGAAGAUGGCGCGAGAAAAGAUGAAAUCCAGGGAGUAAAGCCCUAUUUUGAGAGCUGUAAAAUAAAAUUUCAAUUCGGAAAACGUG